Molecule: messenger RNA, 778 nt
Organism: Dendrobium catenatum
Lineage: Eukaryota; Viridiplantae; Streptophyta; Magnoliopsida; Asparagales; Orchidaceae
Product: V-type proton ATPase 16 kDa proteolipid subunit
Exons: 3
Coding region: 91-585 (164 amino acids)
Biological process (GO): proton transmembrane transport
Cellular component (GO): proton-transporting V-type ATPase, V0 domain
Molecular function (GO): proton-transporting ATPase activity, rotational mechanism
Source: RefSeq, a predicted model, not a curated record
AGAAAAGGAGAAAACACUCCUUCCAUUUCCUCCGGCGAGAGGUUGGGCGAAAAUUUUCCUCGAGUUUCGAUCACAGCCUCAUCAAACAAAAUGACCGGCUUCAGCGGGGACGAAACCGCUCCCUUCUUCGGUUUCCUCGGCGCCGCCGCCGCCCUCGUCUUCUCUUGCAUGGGAGCUGCUUACGGAACGGCAAAGAGUGGUGUAGGCGUGGCGUCGAUGGGCGUUAUGAGACCGGAGCUCGUAAUGAAGUCAAUCGUGCCGGUGGUUAUGGCUGGAGUGCUAGGUAUAUAUGGCCUUAUUAUUGCUGUUAUUAUCAGCACGGGAAUAAACCCUAAAGCGAAGUCGUACUACCUCUUUGAUGGCUAUGCGCAUCUGUCGUCUGGUUUGGCAUGUGGCCUCGCUGGUCUUUCCGCUGGCAUGGCCAUCGGGAUCGUGGGUGAUGCUGGUGUCAGAGCAAAUGCACAACAGCCAAAGCUCUUCGUUGGAAUGAUACUUAUACUAAUCUUUGCAGAAGCAUUGGCGCUCUAUGGAUUGAUCGUUGGCAUAAUUCUGUCAUCGAGGGCUGGCCAAUCCAGAGCUGAUUAACCUCUGUCAUAUUUGCUUAAUUAGAUUUAUUUUUCUGCUUUCAUAGAAUAAUAAGAUUUCUUUUUUGCUGAUUGCGUGCUAAUAUCAUGGAAGGGAGUAUUAGAGGAUGUAGCCAUCGAUAUUUAAUUUAGAUGUGUUAAAAAUUAAAAUAAAGAUAAAUCUAUGUUAUUAAUAGAGAGUUUAGGUUUAAAAA